AGAAACGCGGACAACGCCGCUGCCGACACAGGAGUUCUUGAGAGCAAACCUCCCGAAAAUGAAAAUGCUCCUAGCAGCACGACCAAGGCAGGUAAUGCGGAGCCAGGAGAUGGGGCACUCUUGAGCUUGAAGGUGAUUGAAGACACUCCGAUGCUGAUUUCCAUC
Amoebophrya sp. A25 is the source of this 165-nucleotide messenger RNA. The record is from the annotation of a GenBank genome assembly. Lineage: Eukaryota; Dinophyceae; Syndiniales; Amoebophryaceae.